AUGAAGUUCAAACUUAAUAGGUUUGAUCAGGGGGAUGGAAUCGAUUAUAGUCCGGCUUUUGCUACAGACGAGACUUUUGCGACGAAGAAGGAAGCUGCCGCAUAUGCGAAGGGUAUUGCGAACUUCUACAAUAUGGAGUUAAGUGUAUUCUCGCACAAGGAUAAUACUACUAUACUCCUUUGUCAUAAAGGAGGGCGGUACCAAGGUCAACAGGUGGGUGAAAACGUGCGUGCGCGAGCCAAUACAAAGACACAGAUGACCGGAUGCCAGUUUCGUGUUACUAUUUACAAGACAUAUGAUAGGUGGGCGAUCCGUGUAUAUCCAGGUCCGUUGGGAAUGCACAACUAUUCAUUGAAAGAUCCACCUCGAGUCAGGAGGCCAUUGAGUGAAGAAGUAAAAGAGCUUAUUAAGGAGUACUCCAAAGCUGGGACUAAGGCAGUCCACAUUUUACGGGCGAUAUGGACACAAUUUCCUGAUGAAAAGGUAACCUCCAAACAAGUCUACAACUACAGAAAUUUUUUGCGUAAGGCGGGGUUUCCAAUUCUAGAUGACCUGUCUGCCGUGGACAUAGUGGGAAAGGUGUUAGAGGUCGCAGAACAACACAACUACAUCAUCUUCACAGAGUGCGAUGAAGAGACACAGAGGUUAUCCCACGUGUUUUUCGCACAUCCGGAUUCUUUGUUGCUGUUGCGGACGUAUCCUUGGGUUGUUUGUGUAGAUUCCACAUACAACACAAAUAAAUAUAAACUGCCUCUUGUGGAGUUUGUUGGAAUGACCCCUUGCAAUCAGACAUUCCUUAUAGCAUAUGCUAUUCUGAGUGAUGAGACGGGAGACAGCUACCAUUGGGCGCUGUGGCAGCUCCGUAACUUGUAUGGCGAAGAUCUGCAUCCGAGUGUCAUCGUGACUGAUCGGGAGCCUGGACUGAUGAGGCCUCUUGAUGAUGUAUUUCCAUCCUCACAUCACUUGUUGUGUACGUGGCAUGUUUACAGGGAUGUUGAAAGAAAUGUGAAAAGAAUUUUGAAUGGAAAUGCCCAUGUAGCAAAAAGCUUCGCAUAUAAUGCCUUCAAAGUAGUGAUCAAAGCUGCAAAUCGGGAAGUAUACGAAGAAAAAGUACAGUUUCUGGAGCAUAAUUGGUCUCAAUUUCAGCCCGUUCUAGAGUAUGUUAAGAAGACAUGGUUAGUGGUGGCGCACAAGUUUGUGCAUGCAUGGACCAACACUUAUUUGCAUUUUGGCAACACCACUACUUGUAGAGUGGAGAGCGCACACAAGUUGUUAAAGGAAUGGCUCUGCAUUCCAAAUGCUUCUUUUGAAACGGUGUGGCACAGGGUUCACAUGUUACUGGAGACACAGCUUACGCAAAUAAGGCAGUUAGUGGAAGAAUUGGACGCUGCUAAGGAGCCAAUACAGCGCGAGAUUACCAGAUUGAUGUACAACAAACUUCACCCAGGCCAAGCCGGAUUAAAUGAACCGCGGGUUGGAAAAAGAGGCAAGGGCAGGCCGAAGAAGAGGGGCAUCUCUAAAAAAAGCAAAACAAACCAAAUGUGUGGGCAUACAGGGACGGCAAUCAGGGGGGCACCAAUACCAGCGGUUCCAGUAAAGCAGGUACAUGGACUGGGCAAGGUGAGACGAACACCAGCAGUUCCAGUAGAGGCCACAGGUCGGGUUCCGAACCCCAUGUCAGAGGUGGGAAAAAUUACCUGCAAGUCUAGAGCGUAUACGGUGGACUGGUACCUCCGCAGGUCACUGGAUGUCAACAGAGGACUUUUAUCCCCUUGCUACAUAUUUCAAUGCUGUUGUGUACUACUUCAGAACCAACGGUGCUGA
This is a messenger RNA of Oldenlandia corymbosa var. corymbosa, 1824 nucleotides long. The record is from the annotation of a GenBank genome assembly. Lineage: Eukaryota; Viridiplantae; Streptophyta; Magnoliopsida; Gentianales; Rubiaceae.